AUGAUUAUCCCCGUUCGCUGCUUCUCUUGCGGCAAGGUCACCGGAGACCUGUGGGAGCGCUACCUCAAGCUCAUCGACGACGGCAUUACGGAUGGUGACGCGAUGGACCAGCUUGGCCUGAAGCGCUACUGCUGCCGCCGCAUGGUCAUGACCCACGUCGACCUUAUUGAGAAGCUUCUCAAGUACACCCCCGAUGGUCGCAACGAGAAGAAGAUGUCCUUGAACCCAUAA
Messenger RNA from Colletotrichum fioriniae, 231 nucleotides. RefSeq names its product DNA-directed RNA polymerase II subunit L (gene RPB10). The record is from RefSeq and is a predicted model, not a curated record. Gene Ontology annotation, molecular function: DNA binding; zinc ion binding. Gene Ontology annotation, biological process: tRNA transcription by RNA polymerase III; transcription by RNA polymerase II; transcription by RNA polymerase I. NCBI's taxonomy places the organism in Eukaryota, Fungi, Ascomycota, Sordariomycetes, Glomerellales, Glomerellaceae. Gene Ontology annotation, cellular component: RNA polymerase III complex; RNA polymerase I complex; RNA polymerase II, core complex.